Molecule: messenger RNA, 1846 nt
Organism: Portunus trituberculatus (swimming crab)
Lineage: Eukaryota; Metazoa; Arthropoda; Malacostraca; Decapoda; Portunidae
Product: junctional adhesion molecule 2A-like
Exons: 8
Coding region: 501-1367 (288 amino acids)
Source: RefSeq, a predicted model, not a curated record
CUCACCCAAAGCUCAGUCACCCUCGAGCACUAAGAGGGGAAGGAGGUACCGCGUCCUGCUCCUCACGUGCUUUGAAUUCAACUCGCCGGAGUCACAGGAACUCGCAAUUUCACAGACACUUUCACGAUUAUCUGCAAGACCUCGAAAUAUAUGACGGUCUCGGUGUGUUGUGCCUGACUCCAUGACUGUGUGACCUCGAGGUGGCUUGAGUGACCUAAGCUGACCCUGGUGUGGUGGGUGAAAAGCGCCGCCACGCCCCUGCACCAGUGAGUGAUGUUACGACGAGGGACGAGACUCGGGAUUCCUCACUUCCUCUUACUGCUACUACUGGGGGCGGCCACUGUGAACAAAAACUAUAACCUACAACCUACAAAACAGGGAUGGAGGCGAGAGGUAACCGAGGAGGCAUCUGCAGAACUUGUGGCUAAAUAAACCAACCAUAAGUGGACUCAAUUCACGGGUGCUUGGGGCUGAGGGUGGACAGGGUGGAGGUGCCCCCGAUGGUGGUGGAGGGUGGGGAGGCGCAGCUGGAAUGUGAGUAUGACGUGGAGGGCGAGCAACUGUACUCCGUCAAGUGGUACAAAGAUGACAAGGAGUUCUUUAGAUUCAUACCAGCAGACACACCUUCCAUCCAAGUGUUCCGUCUUCCGGGGGUCAAUGUGGAUAAGUCUAGAAGCACCAACAGCAGAGUGGUCCUUCAUCGCGUUUCCCUGAGGUCUUCUGGCAAGUACAGGUGUGAGGUGUCAGCAGAAGCGCCCCUAUUCAACACUGAUGCAGGGGGCGGCCGGCUGCUGGUCGUGUACGCCCCCAGGAGUGACCCAUCCAUCUCAGGGGUCCACCGCAGGUACGCCGUCGGGGCCACAGUGCGCGCCAACUGUACCGCCUCCCCGUCCCAGCCCACGGCAGCCCUCACCUGGCUUGUCAACGGAAGGGAGGCCGAAGCGUCAUCCUUACUGCAUUACCCACCCACCAUUACCACUGAGGGCCUUUACACCGCCAUAUUGGGACUCCACUUCCGCACAGUACCAGCACACUUUCGCUACGGUGAGCUGAGGUUACGCUGCGUGGCCACUGUUGCAGCUGGCCAUCAGAGACAUACGACUGUGUACGUGCGACAUGGCCAGACACCGUCACACCCCAACUGCGGGUUAACGGACAGCUGUGACGUCUGGCCGUCUACUGCUUGUGUGUACUAUGGGAUCGGUGGCUGUGAUGGUGAUGAGUCUGCUAGUAUAACACACACACACACACACACACACACACACACACACACACACACUCCUCAAGACGCCUCACCCUUCAAAGCGAGAUGUAAAAAGAAAUACUGUUUAAAACCUUACUGCAAACCAACAAAGAAAAAAAUUUAAUUAACAGCAACAAACUUCUCAAAAAUAAUCAAACUUCAAACCACGUACUCUUCUCUCUCUCUCUCUCUCUCUCUCUCUCUCUGUUUGUCCUUCGAUGAGAGAGAGAGAGAGAGAGAGAGAGAGAGAGAGAGAGAGAGAGAGAGAGAGAGAGAGAGAGAGAGAGUAAACCAAAACCACCACAUAAAAACCUGUUAUUGUAUCAUUAAUAUUUUUUUUGGUUUCUGUACAUAAGUGAUAAUUUAGAAUAUUACUUUCCAUAUACAUAACCUGCCAAUUUGUCUACUGAUAGCUAUGUAUGUAUGUCUGUUAGCUUGUCUGUCUAUCUGGCUGUCUGUCCGUCGUGUCACUUAGAACCCCUUCAAAUGUUAUAAACUUUUACCAAUCUUUUUUCUCCAAAAACGUAAAAAAGAAGAAAAAAAAAAAAACUUUCAAACGCACACCUGUAUAUUCCAAGUUGAUUAAACCGCCACGAGCCAAGU